AUUUCACUUACAAUCUCCAAGAUGGUAGAAAUAGGACCUACCUCUGUAUAUAAUAUGGGUUGCGACUUGUCAGUUCAGUUCAAGCUUAUCAGCAAUCAUCUAUAUACACUAUUCAACACCAAACACUUUACAGACUUGAUUGUAUCCAAGUUUCCAAAGUUACAACCACUUCCAUUACAACCUCAUUGGAAUGCUAGAGACAACUACAGCCACUACCACUACCACAACUGCACAACUACCGCUCCUACCAAUGCAAGACUCACAGAGUCCGCAGAACCACUCUAAGACCACAUCACCACAGGAGUCAACCGACCCUCCUGGCUCCACUAUGGCACAAUAUCUCCCUGAGCAAUGCCUCUUCUGUCCAAAACUCUCACAAAACUUCACCGAGAGCAUGGUACACAUGCGAAAAUCACACGGCCUCUUCAUCCCUCACCAAGAACAUUUAGCAGUCGACCUCGAAUCCCUCUUCAGAUAUCUGCAUCUAAUAAUUUUUGGCUACCGAGAAUGUAUUAGAUGCGGAACAGAGAGGGCCACGGUACAAGGUGUACAGCAACACAUGACUGGCAAAGGCCACUGCAGUUUUGACACAUCGCAAGAAAACUCAGAAUUUGCCGAGUUCUACGACUUCUCUGAACCAGAAGACGAUGUGAAGAGCGACACAGAGGAGGAUGAGGAAGAGAUAAAUCAGGAGGAGACAGCAACAAGUUCGAGUCGAACACCACAACCAAUCGGGCAGGACUCAGUUCGACUGCCAUCAGGCAAGAUAAUAUCGAAACAGUCAUCAACACCGGCGGGGCCGAAAACUACCCAGCUGCACCGACGAGCUCGAAAACAUGCCUCACGACUAGAGCGAACCAUGAUCGAAGAGGCGGAGGACGAGAAAGACAAGAGGAAGGGGGCGUCUGGCCAAGAGGAACCCGAGCCGGGGGCGUCCGAUACGCGGUUGCUGUCCAAGAGGGAGAGGCGCGAGAAGGGGACAAUCACGUACCAGAUGGCAAGCAUGAGCGCCAACGACCGGGCCAGCCUUGUGCACCUGCCACCGUCCCAACAGCGCGCGAUCAUGGCGGCACAGUUCAGGCACACGGUGAAAGUGCAGAAGGAGGAAAGGCGGAGGCAGGGCAAUGUCGAUCGGAAGGGGAACAAGAACUUGUACGCAUAUUGGCACACUGAAACGCCUGUCUACCAGUGUGGUUAG
Messenger RNA from Diaporthe batatas, 1198 nucleotides. RefSeq lists its product as uncharacterized. The record is from RefSeq and is a predicted model, not a curated record. The transcript has a single exon. Gene Ontology annotation, biological process: ribosomal large subunit biogenesis. Bases 191 to 1198 code for a protein of 335 amino acids. Gene Ontology annotation, cellular component: preribosome, large subunit precursor. NCBI's taxonomy places the organism in Eukaryota, Fungi, Ascomycota, Sordariomycetes, Diaporthales, Diaporthaceae.